AUGAAAGUGUCCUGGUCAGAAGGCGUUGGACAUCACCAGCAUUACCAUAAGCAAGAACGUACCAUAUUGUCUCAUGAGUGGGAUUUUGUUAAGCCUCAACCUCAUUCCGAUCUUAAUCGUUCAAAUGCCACACACAAUACGCCUAAAAAGACUUCCGUAUUGAAUGCCGGACUCCAUAAAUGGGACUUUGAAUUAUUGAUUCCUGGUGACCUACCACAGACUUUGGAUUCCGACAUUGGUAGCGUUAGUUAUCGACUCAAGGCCACCAUUGAACGAUCAACAUUUAUCCAGAACAGCGUCAAAAAGAAGAGUAUUCGAAUUAUCCGUUGUAUUUUACCUUCUGAAUUCGAACUUGUGCAAUCCCUAGAGAUUCACAAUACUUGGGCUCAAAAAAUGGUCUAUGAUAUCAGCGUUCCAUCAAAACUAUUUUCGUUUGGCGACACGAUACCCAUCUCCUUUAAAAUCCUGCCAAUCGCUUCCCAUUUGAGAAUACAUGCCAUCAUGGCAUCCAUAAAGGAAUAUUGUACAUAUACCGCCAACGAGCACACAAAAACAGACACCCGUAUCGUACGUUUGAUCAGACUGGAUAAUCCUUUCGCCGAAGCUAUAUCCACGGCUUCUUCUCCCCCAACCUGGAAUCGAGUGCUAGAUUUACCGGUGCCUUCAAAGUCACCCAUUAUAUUUGCAGAUGCUGACAGUGAAAUGAUUCGUAUUCGACAUCGGCUAAAGUUUGUUAUCUCACUUGUAAAUGCCGACGGUCAUAUAUCUGAACUCAGGUGUGCUGUCCAAGUUAAUAUUAUUGAGUCAUUUGCCAUAACUGAAGAACUGACAGCUUUACCCGCUUAUGACGAAAUGUGGAGAUCCGUGCCCUACCAUCCUCAAGUAGUAGAGACAUUAAGAACCCGUUCCUCUAUAUCAGGAGUGGCCGCUGGUGAACCUGUUUUAGGUACUUCCCCACCCCCAGCGCGUGAAUUACGUGAUUCAAGACAACCUGUUACCAUCAGUGGCUGGUCACGAUUUUUAUCCAUAUCGUCCUCUGCUACACCCAUUACAAAUGGUCUUAACGAACAAGAUGGAAUAACUUCAUCCGAAAGAACAGUCAUAUCACAGCCAAUGACCAUACCUGACUCAAAUAGUAGUAGUAGACACCAUUCUAGACGUCCUUCUAUGGAAGAUGAUACAGGUGUCUCCACAACCAAUAGUUCUCUGUCUGAACAUCCCAGUCUCUGGAAUGGGAUUGAUUUGCUGAAAGUGCCAUCAUACCGCAGUGUUUCCAAUAUAGAUCCAAACAUGUUAUCGGCUUCUUUACCGCCAGCAUAUGAUACUCUCAUAAAUUCACCAAGAUGGUGA
Messenger RNA from Mucor mucedo, 1350 nucleotides. RefSeq lists its product as uncharacterized. Lineage: Eukaryota; Fungi; Mucoromycota; Mucoromycetes; Mucorales; Mucoraceae. Gene Ontology annotation, cellular component: cytosol; plasma membrane; cytoplasm. The record is from RefSeq and is a predicted model, not a curated record. Gene Ontology annotation, molecular function: protein-macromolecule adaptor activity; ubiquitin protein ligase binding. The transcript has 2 exons. Gene Ontology annotation, biological process: ubiquitin-dependent endocytosis. Bases 1 to 1350 code for a protein of 449 amino acids.